Messenger RNA from Heterocephalus glaber (naked mole-rat), 1896 nucleotides. It is a transcript of the gene Slc3a2, whose product is annotated as solute carrier family 3 member 2. The record is from RefSeq and is a predicted model, not a curated record. Lineage: Eukaryota; Metazoa; Chordata; Mammalia; Rodentia; Bathyergidae. Gene Ontology annotation, biological process: phenylalanine transport; carbohydrate metabolic process; L-alanine import across plasma membrane. Gene Ontology annotation, cellular component: basolateral plasma membrane; apical plasma membrane. Gene Ontology annotation, molecular function: aromatic amino acid transmembrane transporter activity; L-leucine transmembrane transporter activity; L-alanine transmembrane transporter activity.
UGCGGCAGGAGCCCCGCGGUUCCUUCUGGUGGUGCGGGUGUAGAAAUGGGAGUCUCGCUGCUGCUCCUGCACCCCGCCACACGUUAGGUCUGCGAGGAGCCCCGCCGCCAUGGACCCCACGGAGCCCGAGCUCCCGGGCGACGCCCAGGCCCUGCGGCCGCCUCCGAUCGUGCCCUCGGAGGCUGACACGCAGGGUCACAGCGCGGGUGGCGACUCAGGCACCAUGAGCCGCGACACCGAGGUGGACAUGAAGGAGGUGGAGCUGAGCGAGCUGGAGCCCGAGAAGCAGCCGAUGGCGGCGGCUGCCGAGAAGAACGGGCUGGUGAAGGCCAAGGCGCUGGCGGGCGGCCCGGAGCCGGAGGCGGCCGCCAAGUUCACGGGGCUGAGCAAGGAGGAGCUGCUGGCCGCGGCGGGUGGCCGCGGCUGGGCGCGCGCGCGCGCAGCGCUGCUGGUGCUCUUCUGGCUGGGCUGGCUCGGCAUGCUGGCCGGCGCCGUGGCCAUCAUCGUGCGAGCGCCGCGCUGCCGCCCGCUGCCCGAGCAGCCCUGGUGGCACCGCGGCCCGCUCUACUACGUGGGUGACGCGCACGCCUUCCAGGGCGGCGCGGGCCACCUGGCGGAUCUGCGGGAGCGCCUGGAUUACUUGAGCGCCCUGAAGGUGAAGGGCCUAGUGCUUGGCCCCAUUCACAAGAACCGGAAGGAUGAUUUGGCGGGGACCGACCUGCAGCUGAUCGACUCCACUCUCGGUUCUCGGGAAGACUUUGACAGCCUCCUCCUGGCGGCCAAGAAAAAGAGCAUUCAUGUCGUCCUGGACCUCACCCCCAACUACCAGGGCCAGAACUCCUGGUUUCUCCCCACGCAGGUGAAUGACACGGCCGCCAAGGUGAAGGAAGCUCUGAGCUUUUGGCUGGAGGGUGGAGUGGAUGGGUUCCAGGUACGGGACGUGGAGAAACUGAAGGAUGCACCCUCCUUCCUGGCUGAGUGGGAGAACAUCACCAAGAGCUCCAGCAAAGACAGGCUCUUCAUUGCAGGCACCAACUCCUCCAACAUGCAGCAGCUCCUGAGCCUUCUUGAGUCCACGCAGGAUGUGCUGCUGACCAGCUCCUACCUGUCGAGUCCCAGUCCCACGGGGGAACACAUGAAAUUCCUGGUCAACCAGUAUCUAAACAUCAGUGCUGGCCGCUGGUGCAGCUGGAGCGUGUCGCAGGCUGGGCUCCUGACAUCCUUCGUGCCCUCUCAGCUCCUCCGGCUCUACCAGCUGCUACUCUUCACCCUGCCGGGCACCCCUGUGUUCAGCUAUGGAGAUGAGCUUGGCCUUCAGGCUGCCAGUCUUCCUGGACAGCCUGCCCAAGCCCCCGUCAUGCCGUGGGACACAUCCAGCCUUCCCGACGCCUCUGGGUCCGUGGGCGCCAACAUGACAGUGAAGAGCCAGAGUGAGGACCCGGCCUCCCUCCUUUCUCUGUUCCGGAGACUCAGCGACCAGCGGGGCAAGGAGCGCUCUCUGCUGCACGGUGACUUCCAUGCACUCUCCGCCCCACCCGGCCUCUUCUCCUAUGUGCGCCACUGGGACCAGAACGAGCGAUUCCUGGUGGUGCUCAACUUUGGGGACCUGAGGCAGUCGGCCACGCUCGGGGCCUCAGGCCUGCCAGCCACUGCCAGCCUGCCGCCCCAGGCCAACCUGCUGCUCAGUACCCAUCCGGGCCGCAAGGAGGGUGCCAGCCUGGAGCUGGGAGCCCUGAGCCUGGAGGCCCACGAGGGGCUGCUGCUGCACUUUCCCUAUGAGCCCUGACCCCACCUGCCCCGCCCCAGCCUGGGCCUUUGAGAUCCUGUUUCUCUCCCUUUUUCAAUAUUUGCAGACUACAGAUGAAACCCCUUCAAAUAAAAAGUCACCCUACCUGG